Messenger RNA from Lodderomyces beijingensis, 585 nucleotides. The record is from the annotation of a GenBank genome assembly. NCBI's taxonomy places the organism in Eukaryota, Fungi, Ascomycota, Pichiomycetes, Serinales, Debaryomycetaceae.
AUGGCAUAUUCCACAGGGAGAGGAGGUGCAGGCAAUAUCCAUUUCCUGAAGACGAAAACCACGGAAGACAACGAGUUGUCCCCACAAAUCUCGGUGUCGAAAUCCCCCCCGCCACAGCAGCACCAGAGUGUCGACAACGAGCUAAAGCCAACGACAAGCAGAAAAGUGUACUAUUCCACCGGCCGCGGCGGCGCGGGCAACAUCAGGUCGCUGGACGAGGUGCCCCUGCCCCAGUUGGCCCCGCAGGGCUCCAACACGCCCGUGUUGACCCAGCCUCGCAUCUCGACGGGACGUGGCGGGUACGGCAACAUGGUGGAGAAUGACGACCCCGGGAAGAUCCGCAAGUUGCAGGAUGUCGAUGGCGACGUGUUGGAGGACGAUUCGCCCGAGUUGGAGGCGAUCAAGUCCAACAAGAGCUAUAGUGUUGGCAGAGGCGGCUUUGGCAAUAUUGUCAGUAGGGAUAAUGUUGCCAAGGAUGAAGGUGGCGAGACUCCCAACUUGUACACUGUCACGUCGAGGAACGGAGAGAAGAAUGGCAAGAAGAAGAUGGGCAUUUGGGGCAAGAUCAAGCAUGCGUUUUCGUAG